This is a messenger RNA of Priceomyces carsonii, 1218 nucleotides long. RefSeq lists its product as uncharacterized. Bases 1 to 1218 code for a protein of 405 amino acids. The transcript has a single exon. Lineage: Eukaryota; Fungi; Ascomycota; Pichiomycetes; Serinales; Debaryomycetaceae. The record is from RefSeq and is a predicted model, not a curated record.
AUGGUUGGAUCGAAUAAAUUGGGUGAUGAAGAUUGGUCUAUAAUUUCCUCGUCAUCGGAUAUAGAAGAUGAUCAAUCAACCGCUAGUUCUAAUGAAGAGAGAAGAAAUAGUGAACAUAAUCAAGAUACUGUUUCAAGCUUGGCUACAUUGAAAAUACCUACAAUUGUGUCGACGAACGAAAACGAGCUUAUGGAUGACAAUGUUUCAACUUCAUUCUCAUCCUCGGAAGACGAGGAAAGCUCUAAUCAGGAGACUAAACCAAAGAAAGUUGCUAGUAUUGUCAAUUUUUAUGAGAGCUUGCUUCGCAUUAAUGAUUCGAUUAAACUUAAUUCGAAUAAUUUUUAUCAGAAUAUAGCAAAGUCGAGGUUUACUCGGUUAAAUAAUCUAAUCCAACCAUCAGUUGAGAACGUGAAUUCUUCUGGAAUAUAUCCUACUAAAGAGGUUAAUCAGGAUAUUCCUCCUACUCAUUCAAGCUUCUGCUCAAGUCUUUACAAAGUCCAAGACAAAUUAGUCUUUUUUGUAGGGCGUCAAGCAGAAUCUUUAGAUGAACUAAUGGAACAAUAUGCAGAAUACAUCUUAUACUAUUUAAUGGGUCUCAUGGUAGUAAUAAUGGCAAUAAGUGGUUUAUAUUUCUCCAGCUUUGUUUCCUCGAUUUUUCACACUACAACGUUACAUAAGGCCAAGAGUCCUUAUGGCGAUGCGUAUGACAAGUUCGUGGACUUUUGUACGAAUGUACUCUAUGAGAAGCCCCAAACAAAGACAUUUGGGUUCUUCAGUUUGAAGUCCUCGUCUAGACCCUUAAAGAUAAUAAGAAUUUCGAAAAAUUUGAGAGAAAAAAUUUUCACUUAUCAUACGGUGCUAGCAUCGGAGAUUUGGGUUCAAGUUAGAGCGUUAGAAAAUAAUUGGUCCUCAAUAUUCGUUCGCCAAUAUUUUGAAAAUGUCUUGAACUAUUACUAUAAAGUAAAGCGGGAUAUUUUUAUUCUUGUAUGCAAUAUUCCCUUUGAAAAGAUCUACUCUGCUGCUUUAGAAGAGAGUAAAAAUCUCCUAGUGACUACACGCAAUUCUUUACUUUUAGCUAAAAUGUCUGUGGAACAAAAUGCUGACUUUUUGAAAUCCAGAUGCAAAAAUUUUGCUGAAUACUGUAAAUUAAACUUGGAUGACACUGCAGUAUUUGUAUACCAAGGAGGACAAUCGUUGGUAAGUAGCUUCAGGCAUUAA